CUCCGCGCAUGCGCGAGGCGAGGCAGGGGCGCGUGCGCGACGGGAGCGGGGACGCGCGCGGGGAACUGCAGCCGGCGAGCAGUGGACGCGGCGGCCAAGAUGGCGGGCCGGAGUAUGCAAGCAGCCCGGUGCCCUACAGAUGAACUGUCACUAACCAACUGCGCAGUUGUGAAUGAAAAGGAUUUCCAGUCUGGCCAGCAUGUGAUAGUGAGGACUUCACCCAAUCACAGGUACACAUUCACCCUGAGGACCCAUCCAUCUGUGGUUCCAGGGAGCAUCGCCUUCAGCUUACCUCAGAGAAAAUGGGCUGGACUUUCUAUUGGACAAGAAAUAGAUGUAUCCUUAUAUACAUUCGACAAGGCCAAACAGUGUAUUGGCACAAUGACCAUCGAGAUCGACUUCCUGCAGAAAAAAAGCAUUGACUCCAACCCUUAUGAUACUGAUAAGAUGGCAGCAGAGUUUAUUCAGCAGUUCAACAACCAGGCAUUCUCCGUGGGGCAGCAGCUUGUGUUUAGCUUCAACGAAAAGCUAUUUGGCUUGGUGGUAAAAGACAUUGAAGCCAUGGACCCUAGCAUCUUGAAGGGAGAGGCUGCAUCAGGGAAAAAACAGAAGAUUGAAGUAGGAUUGGUCGUUGGAAACAGUCAAGUUGCAUUUGAAAAAGCAGAAAAUUCAUCCCUCAAUCUUAUUGGUAAAGCUAAAACUAAGGAAAAUCGCCAAUCUAUCAUCAAUCCUGACUGGAACUUUGAGAAAAUGGGGAUAGGCGGUCUGGAUAAGGAAUUUUCAGAUAUUUUUCGACGGGCAUUCGCUUCCCGAGUGUUUCCUCCUGAGAUUGUGGAGCAGAUGGGCUGUAAACAUGUUAAAGGCAUCCUGUUAUAUGGGCCUCCCGGUUGUGGUAAAACUCUCCUGGCACGACAAAUCGGCAAGAUGUUGAAUGCCAGAGAGCCCAAGGUGGUCAACGGGCCAGAAAUUCUCAACAAAUAUGUGGGUGAAUCGGAGGCAAACAUUCGGAAGCUCUUCGCUGAUGCUGAGGAGGAGCAGAGGAGGCUGGGUGCGAACAGCGGUUUGCACAUCAUCAUCUUCGAUGAGAUCGAUGCCAUUUGCAAGCAGAGAGGGAGCAUGGCCGGCAGCACGGGCGUCCACGACACUGUUGUCAACCAGCUGCUAUCCAAGAUCGAUGGGGUGGAGCAGCUGAACAACAUUUUAGUCAUUGGAAUGACCAACAGACCAGACCUAAUAGACGAAGCUCUCCUUCGACCUGGAAGGCUGGAAGUUAAAAUGGAGAUUGGUUUGCCGGAUGAGAAAGGCCGUCUGCAGAUCCUGCACAUCCACACGGCCCGGAUGAGAGGGCACCAGCUGCUCUCUGCGGAUGUGGACAUCAAGGAACUGGCCAUCGAGACCAAGAACUUCAGUGGUGCUGAGCUGGAAGGUCUGGUGCGAGCUGCGCAGUCCACAGCUAUGAACAGACACAUAAAGGCCAGUACUAAAGUGGAAGUAGACAUGGAAAAAGCGGAGAGCUUGCAAGUGACAAGAGGAGAUUUUCUUGCUUCUUUGGAAAACGAUAUCAAACCAGCAUUUGGCACAAACCAGGAGGAUUAUGCAAGUUACAUUAUGAAUGGUAUCAUCAAGUGGGGCGACCCAGUUACCCGAGUUCUCGAGGAUGGGGAGCUGCUUGUUCAGCAAACCAAGAACAGUGACCGCACGCCCCUGGUCAGCGUCCUGCUGGAAGGCCCUCCUCACAGCGGCAAGACCGCCCUAGCUGCAAAGAUUGCGGAGGAGUCCAACUUCCCCUUCAUCAAGAUCUGCUCUCCUGAUAAGAUGAUUGGCUUCUCUGAGACAGCCAAGUGUCAGGCCAUGAAGAAGAUCUUUGACGAUGCGUACAAAUCCCAGCUGAGUUGCGUGGUUGUGGAUGACAUUGAAAGGCUGCUUGAUUAUGUUCCCAUUGGCCCUCGAUUCUCUAACCUGGUAUUACAGGCUCUUCUUGUGUUGCUGAAAAAGGCGCCUCCUCAGGGCCGCAAGCUUCUUAUCAUUGGGACCACUAGCCGCAAAGAUGUGCUUCAGGAGAUGGAAAUGCUUAACGCCUUCAGCACCUCCAUCCACGUGCCCAACAUUGCCACAGGAGAGCAGUUGCUGGAGGCUCUGGAGCUUUUGGGCAACUUCAAAGAUAAGGAGCGCACCACUAUCGCCCAGCAAGUUAAAGGGAAGAAGGUCUGGAUCGGGAUCAAGAAGCUGCUGAUGCUAAUUGAGAUGUCCCUCCAGAUGGACGCGGAAUACCGUGUGAGAAAGUUCUUGGCUCUUUUACGAGACGAAGGCGCUCAUCCCUUUGACUAUGAAAGCGAACACUUUUCAACAUAGCGUGACCAAGAGAUGUGACUGCAGUGGGGAGAGACCGGACUCUUCCCUCAGCCACUCAAGAUACCGAACUCAGUGAAACGUGUCCUGCCUCAACCUGUGCUCGCCCUGCAUGACCAGUGCAAUCAACUCCCCCUCCUCUCGCUUAGCGAGCUCGGCCGCUGCUUUGUGGAAGGUUCGAUCUGCUAUAGAAUUCUGUGCUGCCCUUUCUGUGCAAGCUGAGAUGAGUCCUUCUUCCUUGGUCUUCGAGUGUGUGUGUGUAUAUGUGUGUGUGUGUGCGCGUGCGCACGCGAGUAUAGGGAGUGGGGAGUACGGUACCCACUGUAUUUGUGAACACUACCUUUUAAGCUCCCUCCUACCACUACCACAAACUCUCAGAGAAAAUAACACUUGGCCUGUCAGAAGGAACAUUGUGAACCAAGAACAAGUAUGAACCAGAGGAGAGUAGUGGGCUCAGAUUCAGUGUUCCUGUGCUAACACUAUCAGGCUGUGAGAGGUCUUUGGUUCAAGGGUCCUAGAGAGCCGGUUAUCACUUUCACCUGAAAAAACAGUGCUUGACCUUUCCAAGAUGCUUGUCUCCAUCAUUAGCUGAAGCUAUUUCCCGGAUGCAAUCGAGAUGUUCCUAAAGAGAGAGUCAGGUCAGAAUUGAGUUGGCGGUGGCACCCUUGGUCGAGGUUGGGAGCCUGUGACACAGAUGUUGGGUGCAGUGUGCAGUCCGCCCCUAGACGGGGAGGCGUGGUCACUCCUGUCCCCCACAACCCCUCUGUGCUAAUGAGCAUCCUCGUCACGUGGGCCAGCUCCUUUGUAGAAUAAUCGGGGCUAAUCAGGGCCGCCACUUUCCUUUCUUCCCAAAUUUAUGGACUUAGACUGUGCCCUUCCCUUGCUUUAAAUUAUUAGCUGCACUACCUGGCAUCUCGAUGAGCCACUUUCCCUCCCCACCCCGAGGUCCCUGAGCCUUCAUUCCAGUACUGAACACAUUUCCUUUGCCCGCUGCCACCCUCCGGGAAGGGCCGUGGGUGGCCGGUCUGAGUCCAGCCCUCCCCAGGGAUGGGAUUUUAGGGGCAGGCCACUCUCUCCCCUGUGCUGCUUCUAACCCCAGGCAGAGAGGGUGGAUGCCACCUGCCUCAUGCAGCUGCAGCAGAAGGCAAAUUUCUCCAGGACUUACUCUCUGUGUAUGUUUGCGUGUGACUCGUGUAUCAGACCUACUCUGUGCAGAAUUUUCACUUCCAGCUUAUUUUGUGGCUUUUUCAAGUGUGGACUGACUGUAUUAUAAAAGGCCCUGAUCCCAGUGGCUGGUCCCCACACUCCCCGAACCCCUUGUUUGUUUAAGCCCUGCCCUCGCCCUUCUCCCCCACAAAGUGAAGCACAUCGUGUACCCACUUCUGUCUCUUGUGAAGUGAGGCUGACGUCUUUGUUGUAUCCAAAACUAUAUUGAGAAAUAAAAAUACUAUAUUGUUUAAUGCAAAUGAAGGAAUGCAAUAAAGAGUACGUAUCCUUGAAAA
This is a messenger RNA of Suncus etruscus (white-toothed pygmy shrew), 3851 nucleotides long. RefSeq names its product N-ethylmaleimide sensitive factor, vesicle fusing ATPase (gene NSF). NCBI's taxonomy places the organism in Eukaryota, Metazoa, Chordata, Mammalia, Eulipotyphla, Soricidae. Gene Ontology annotation, biological process: Golgi to plasma membrane protein transport; intra-Golgi vesicle-mediated transport; SNARE complex disassembly. Gene Ontology annotation, molecular function: ATP binding; ATP hydrolysis activity. Gene Ontology annotation, cellular component: Golgi stack. The coding region runs from base 100 to 2352 and encodes 750 amino acids. The transcript has 21 exons. The record is from RefSeq and is a predicted model, not a curated record.